Messenger RNA from Lactuca virosa, 963 nucleotides. The record is from the annotation of a GenBank genome assembly. NCBI's taxonomy places the organism in Eukaryota, Viridiplantae, Streptophyta, Magnoliopsida, Asterales, Asteraceae.
AUGGGUUGUGUAUCAUCGCAUCUAUUAAAUCAAGACGACGAUUUCACCCAAAUCGGCAGCUCCGCCUUGGGCCACCACAUCGUCUCUCUUACCUCCACCACAUACGGUCUCUUAACUCUCGACCCAUCAUCCUCCCCGACCACCGUACCCCCCACUCCACCGCCGCGUUUCACCCUCAGCUCAUUCUUCCCCUCCCCAUCCCCACUCUCUGAACCCAACUCCGAUCCAAAUCCACCGCCUGAAGUCAUUAACUCAUGGGAACUCAUGGCUGGCCUCGAUUCCACCGCCGAUAGCUUCCGUUUCUCCCCACAACCGUCUAAACCUUCUCCUUUCAGAUACGCCCUUCUCGAUUCAGAAAACGUAAACCCCACCAAAGAUCCCUCAAGCCCUAAUUAUAAAAACCCUAAAUUUGUCAAAUCCUUAGCGUCUAAACCAAAUUUCCUGGAUAAAUUUGAUGCACUGUGUCCGCCGAAGGGAGGGAACAAGGUAGUGAUCUAUACCACGACAUUGCGAGGGGUGCGGAAGACAUUUGAAGCUUGUAAUGCAGUCAGAGCAGUGAUCGAGGGAUUUGGGGUGUUUUUCUGCGAGAGAGAUAUAUCAAUGGAUCGAGGUUUUAGAGAAGAGCUUUGGGAACUCAUGAAAGGGAAAGAUAAGCACGAAUUGGUGCCACCUAGGGUGUUUGUAAAAGGGAGGUAUGUGGGUGGAUCCGAUGAGGUUUUGAGAAUAGCGGAAGAAGGGUGUUUGGGUAAAUUGCUUGAAGGUUUACCCAAAUCAAAACCAGGGUAUGUAUGUGAGGUUUGUUGUGGUUCAAGAUUCUUGCCAUGUCUUACUUGUAAUGGAAGCUGUAAAAUGGUGAUGGUUUUGAAGAAAGAGAUUGAUGGAGAAGAAUUGGGGAAGACUGUGAGGGUGCAAUGUAGCGAUUGUAAUGAGAAUGGACUGGUUCGUUGCCCCAUUUGUAGUUGA